AUGACGAAGCAGAAAUCUAGACAGAAGAGGCUGGGCGACUGGCUCCCCGAUCACGACGUCCACCGAGAAUGGCUCGGCGGCAUCAUCGACCACGUGGACCAGAACCCCAAGGAGCUUCACCCGGUGCUGGUCGAGUUCAAGGAGUUGAUCGAAAACAACACCCGCGUGUACAUGCUCGUUGAGUCCAUGUUCGAGCAAGUCCCCAAGAAGGAGCCCUACAAUGACGACCCGCGCGGACACGGCCAUCCCCAGGUCCGUGAUUACGACCACAUGCUGCGUGUUAUCAACCACAUCUUGACGACGCCGCCAUCCUGGUCCGAGCGCUCGGCUCGCGUUGGCCUGGUCGGUCUUCCGUUCAACGCCCUCUUCGAUUGGCCCAUGGGAACGGCUUCGGGAUAUGCCGUGUUUCUUGACCCGGACGUCAACAAGAUGCUGAAGAAGGUGCUCAAUGUCUGGGGGGAUUUCCUCCGCUCUCCCGAGUCAGCCAAGGUUUUGGAGAAGGACGCAAAGGAAAGCUGGUUUGGUCCGCAUGGCCAGGAGGAGCUCACCACGACUGCAAAUCUAGGGAAGACGAGUUACAAGUUUGAGGAGUUGUUCCAGUGCAAUCCAUCGGCGCCUCACAUGGGCUACAAGUCAUGGGAUGAUUUCUUCACGAGGCUGUUCAAGGAGGGGGCUCGGCCAGUGGCCAGUCCGGACGACGACAAUGUGAUUGCGAAUGCGUGCGAGUCCAAGACAUUCAAGGUGGCGCGCGACGUCAAGGUCCGAGACCAUUUCUGGCUCAAGGGCCAGCCAUAUUCGGUCGUCGACAUGUUGGCGCAGGAUCCCUGGGCGGAGAAGUUCGUUGGGGGAACUGUGUACCAAGCUUUUCUUAGCGCAUUGAGCUAUCAUCGGUGGCAUGCGCCCGUGUCUGGCAAGCUGGUCAAAGCAUACGUGGUGGACGGGUCUUACUACUCGGAACCUCUGUUCGAAGACUUCAAACCCCAACACUCAGCGGACCCUGCCGGACAAGUGACCAGCCAAGGAUAUCUGACUGCCACCGCCACACGGGCCAUCAUGUUCUUUGAAGCAGACAAUCCAGCUAUCGGGCUCAUGGCGUUUCUAGGGAUUGGCAUGUGCGAAGUGUCGACUUGCGAGAUCACGGUCAAGGAGGGCCAGCACGUCAAGAAGGGCGAUCAGAUUGGCAUGUUCCAUUUCGGAGGAUCGACGCAUUGCUUGAUGUUUAGGAAGGGGGUUAAUGUGGAGGGGUUUCCGGAGCCACAUCCCGAGCACAACAUUCCAGUGCGAAGUGAGCUGGCGAGGGUGAAGGGGUAG
Fonsecaea multimorphosa CBS 102226 is the source of this 1311-nucleotide messenger RNA. RefSeq lists its product as uncharacterized. Bases 1 to 1311 code for a protein of 436 amino acids. Gene Ontology annotation, biological process: phosphatidylethanolamine biosynthetic process. The record is from RefSeq and is a predicted model, not a curated record. Gene Ontology annotation, cellular component: mitochondrion. The transcript has a single exon. Gene Ontology annotation, molecular function: phosphatidylserine decarboxylase activity. NCBI's taxonomy places the organism in Eukaryota, Fungi, Ascomycota, Eurotiomycetes, Chaetothyriales, Herpotrichiellaceae.